Messenger RNA from Cercocebus atys (sooty mangabey), 867 nucleotides. RefSeq lists its product as uncharacterized. The record is from RefSeq and is a predicted model, not a curated record. The transcript has a single exon. Lineage: Eukaryota; Metazoa; Chordata; Mammalia; Primates; Cercopithecidae. Bases 23 to 496 code for a protein of 157 amino acids.
GGAUAGUGUUUGAAUAGCAGAGAUGUGCGAACAAAUCAAAUUAGCAAAACUGCAGAGUACCUUAGCCUUUCUAGAUGCUACAAGAGCCUUCUCUCCUCCCUGUCCAAAUACUAACCCUGCCGAGAGUGAGUCCUGGAAGGAGGCCCCGGGGAAGCGGAAGAAGCGGUUUGUGCCAAGGAGAGCUCUGUCUUCGGAGACUCCAGGCUCAGAGCGCUACUCACCUGUCUCCAUGGCGAUGGCAGCGGCCAUAACAAGCAAAGACACCGAAUCGUCACCUGCCCAACAGAGGAAAAGCCUGGAGGGGCGUGAGAAGUUCCGGAAACCACGGCUCCCUCUUCGGGUCCCGGGGCAUGGAGGAGUAAGGGGACGGUGGCUCCGGCCAGGCCCGCUCAGCCGGCGCUGGCUCCGGAAUGGCGAGGGGGCGGUGCCGGGCUGUGGGAGCGCCUGUGGGGCAGGAGCCCAGGGAGGCAGAGACUUUUACCCUCAAAAGGAAUGAGACCCAGAGCCUGGCACAAGGAAGACAAGUGUGCAAAGUUGGUGGAAUGAAUUUCGGUGGCCUAAAUGUACCUUCUUCAAAUGCCACGGCUGACUGGGUCUCCUCGCCCACUUCACCCUCUCUUGCAAUCCAGCUUGUGAGGCGUGUGUGUGUAUCUGUGUGACCGCGCUUGCCUUUACAUGGAGGUUGGCUUCCCAGCCAUCCAGGCUUGCAUACACGUGCAUAAGUCCUACCCCUGCCUCGCUUGCCUGCUGUACCAGGCGUUGGUUCCUUCUUCCUGCCUGUUUUCUGUCCAAAUCCGUUUCUGAUUUGGACAGAAAACACGCAGGUGGCACACAGUAAGCGCUUAAUAAAAUUUCCGGCUACCUGAA